This is a messenger RNA of Trichechus manatus latirostris (Florida manatee), 1778 nucleotides long. It is a transcript of the gene RRP8, whose product is annotated as ribosomal RNA processing 8. Bases 166 to 1539 code for a protein of 457 amino acids. The transcript has 7 exons. The record is from RefSeq and is a predicted model, not a curated record. Gene Ontology annotation, molecular function: methyltransferase activity. Gene Ontology annotation, biological process: rDNA heterochromatin formation; cellular response to glucose starvation; regulation of transcription by glucose. Lineage: Eukaryota; Metazoa; Chordata; Mammalia; Sirenia; Trichechidae. Gene Ontology annotation, cellular component: rDNA heterochromatin; chromatin silencing complex; nucleolus.
UCGAAACUCGAUGGUUUCCGGCGCUGCGCCGGCCGCUCUAGCCGCCCCUGGCUUUCACUCUUUGGUUUUCAGCUCUGGUCCGGUUGGUGUAGACUCUCCGACUCCGGGAGACGCUGUCGUACUUGGAGGGACGCCAGACUCGGCGACUCCGACCUCCUGGCCCUCAUGUUCGAUGAGCCCGAAUGGACCGAGGAGGCCCCAGUAGCCACGGCCCUCGCGCCCGUAGCCACAGGGCCGCGGCCCGCGGCAGCGGUGCAAACCAAGGGCUUGAAGCACCGCCAGCUCUUGGCCACCUUACGGGCCCUGGAGGCUGCAUCUCUUCCCCAGCAACCUCCCAGCCUACCUGGAAGUGACUCUGAAGAGGAGGAGAUAGAAAAGAAGAAGAAACGCCGGAAAAAGGCCUCAUUUGCCAGUGCCUCUGCUGAAGUAGAGGAGAAAAGGAAGAAGAAACGUCAAAAACAGGCCUCAUAUGGGAGUGAUUCUGAGGAUGAGGAAGUGGAAAGAAAGAAGAAAAGCUGCAAACAGGCUCUUCUUGGCAGUGGUUCUGUUGAAGAGGAGAAAAGAAAGAGCAAAUGCCAGAAACAGGCCCCGUCAAGCAGAGCCCAGCACCUGGACAGUGGUGACCAAACAGAUUCCAAAGCCCAGAAGGGUAGUGCUACGAAUGACCCACACAAGCCAAGCCCUGGGUCUGCUUCUCCUCAACCACCCCAUGCCUUGAGCCGCAAGCAGUGGCGGAACCGGCAGAAGAACAAGCGGAGACACAAGAACAAGUUUCGGCCACCUCAACCACCAGCCCAGGCUCCGGCCCUGGCUCCCACAGAGGAGGCAGAGGCACCUCCUGCUCCCAGGCCAGACAGCCAUGAGGCUCGGGCAGGGGCUCUGCGAGCCCGCAUGGCACAGAGGCUGGAUGGCGCCCGAUUUCGCUACCUCAACGAACAGCUAUACUCAGGGCCCAGCAGUGCUGCACAGCGCCUCUUCCAGGAAGACCCGGAGGCUUUUCUCCUCUACCACCGUGGCUUCCAGAACCAAGUCAAGAAGUGGCCACUGCAGCCUGUGGACCGCAUCAUCAGGGAUCUUCGCCAGCGGCCUGCAUCCCUGGUGGUGGCUGACUUCGGCUGUGGGGACUGUCGCUUGGCUUUGAGUGUCCGGAACCCUGUGCAUUGCUUUGACCUGGCCUCCCUGGACUCCAGGGUUACUGUGUGUGACAUGGCCCAGGUGCCUCUGGAGGAUGAGUCUGUGGAUGUGGCUGUGUUCUGCUUGUCACUGAUGGGAACCAACAUCAGGGACUUCCUAGAGGAGGCAAAUCGAGUGCUGAAACCAGGGGGUCUCCUGAAAGUGGCUGAGGUCAGCAGCCGCUUUGAAGAUGUUCGGGCCUUUCUGGGGGCUGUAACCAAGUUGGGCUUCAAGGUUGUCUCCAAGGACCUGACCAACAGCCACUUCUUCUUGUUUGACUUCCAAAAGACUGGACCCCCUCGGGUUGGGCCAAAGGCUGAACUCUCAGGCCUGAAGCUUCAGCCAUGUCUCUACAAGCGCAGGUGACCGCUGGACCUCCCUUGAAAGGGGAGGCAGGGUUUGAACUCCUGGCUUAGAACCCUGAAGACUGUAGCCAGCCAGACUGUGGGCUAGGACCUGAUAUCACCCUGCCCGCAUCCAAAGAACAAAGUGUGAUAAAGGCCCUGGCUUGGCCCCUGUUGUAACGGAGGCUUCCUUGGUUACAAGAACCAUGAAAUCACUCAGACUAGCUAAACACUAAGGGAUUUAUUCUGAGAAUACGGGGA